AUGGCCAGCGAUGUUAUAAAUCCGCUGUCCAAAACAUGGGUACGGCUUCAAAUUGAACCAGUCGAGGUGGCAACCGAUGAAAGCGGUAUAGUGUUCGCCUCGGUACAGUCCGUUGUUCCAGGAGCACAUGGCUUAUACUAUCGCGAAGAUGGUCAACGUCGACCACUCGACUAUGACACGAACACGGGUAGAAUACUGGCUCCACCCAGUGGUUGGAAUGCUCAGAAUAUCUACAUUCAUCUUGGUAAGUUGUAA
Messenger RNA from Cooperia oncophora, 255 nucleotides. NCBI's taxonomy places the organism in Eukaryota, Metazoa, Nematoda, Chromadorea, Rhabditida, Trichostrongylidae. The record is from the annotation of a GenBank genome assembly.